Messenger RNA from Myripristis murdjan (pinecone soldierfish), 2902 nucleotides. Its product is annotated as noggin-like. The transcript has a single exon. NCBI's taxonomy places the organism in Eukaryota, Metazoa, Chordata, Actinopteri, Holocentriformes, Holocentridae. Gene Ontology annotation, biological process: negative regulation of BMP signaling pathway; negative regulation of cell differentiation; osteoblast differentiation. The coding region runs from base 778 to 1707 and encodes 309 amino acids. The record is from RefSeq and is a predicted model, not a curated record.
UUAUGAAAGUUGCUGUCAUGACAUUGAUCUAAACAGGUGUUUACAGACAGGUAUUAUGUUAACAUAGAGUAUAUUUGACAUUUGUCAUUAUGUGCUGUUGAGCCAGACAGGUGAUUUUGUGGACAUAAAUAAACGGGGCAUUGCCCUGAUGAACAUGUUUCACUUUUAUUUUGCGAUAUCAAGAUGAGCUUGGAGUGGAGUUUUUCCUGAAGUCAGGUUUCUAACUAAUUUCUGAGCUGUAGAUGAAGAGAACUGUGUGUGAGAACUGUGACUUGUGAAGAUAUUGUGUCUGAGGAUACAGACAUAACCAAAAUGAGGCCAAAUCAUGCUUUCCCUCUUGUCUUCAUGCUUGCUGUGAAAUGUGGAAUAUUGCCGUUUUCAUUCCAUGUAAAUGACAGCUCAACUACUGUGUAAUUUAAUUUGCCCAGUGGAGACAUAAAUAGGAAUAUAUUUUUUUUUUCUUUUUGCCAGUAGCUACCAACCUAUUGCAUAAAACAUAAACAUUUAAGGGUCAGCAUUUAUACCGCAUUGUCAAGUUAGCCAAAACACCAGAGCCUUGACUAAGAAGUGGGAGCUCAGGUGUGUUCCAGCCAUACUGAAUACUAUGUCUGCUGUUUGUGUGAUAAGGCACUAAUAUUCAGUGUGUUAUUGUGCCAAAGCUCAAGGAUGUCUGGAGCUAGGCACAUGGAGUCCCUGAAACACCCACUAAUGAGAAGACGCAACCCACGACUGAGUGGGAGAACUGGCAGAUACGAGGAGUAAGACGUGAUUUUUAAAAUGCUUCUCAUGCUAAGACCUAAGACCAUGUUCAGACCAGCUCCCUGCUGUGGAGUCUCUCUCUGCUGGAUUUAUAUAUCUGUCCUCCUACAUGGAACCACAAGCUCUGCUUCAACCACUCUGAGCCAGCAUCAGCUCCUGAAUGUGACUGUUGUUCAGGACAAGAAGGGCGCAGACUGGGAGUCGCCAUUUCUGCAGCUGAGAGCCUGGUUAUCAUCUUAUUCCCGGCCCAUUCGCCCAUAUUCCCUGCUGACAAAUGGUGGAGACUACCAGUACAUGCCCAAACCUCAACACCAACGCCCGUCUCGGCUGAUGCGUCUUCUAGGACCCUCUUUCAACCCAUUCUGGAUGUCUGUAGAAAAGCCCUCUGAAGCCUCUGGGGUCUGGACAUCAGAGGCAGGUCAGAGUGAUGGUCAGCCUGUGUUCCGUGGUGAUACACCCCCUGCAUCAGUGCCAAAUUACACGACUGCCAGAGGAAGAUUCAACUUGAGUGCUUCUCCAGAACUGACGGAGGCUGCAGCAAACUACCAACGGAAGCUGGAGAAGGAAGUCACAGAUGUGGAUCUUGGUUCUCUGCCCCCAGAUGUCGCCACAGCAGUGCGAGACCGCUUAGUCCGCAUGGCCUCGUGUGGGCUCUGCUACCAGUGGGUGAAUCUGGGUCCAGCUUUCUGGCCACGCUGGCUGAGGCAGACUGAUUGUGAAAAAUCACAUGCAAGUUGCUCAUUUCCCAGUGGGAUGGAAUGCAUGCGGGCUCAGACAACACACAUCAGGUUACUGGCUUGGCAUUGCUGGCAAAGUGAAGAGGGUGAAGUGAAGGCUGCUCAGCCCGAUGGCAGCACUGAGAUGGGAACAGGUGAAGCGAAGCAGAAGUGUGUAUGGAGGAAGGUGCCCUAUCCUGUGGUCACAGCAUGUAAAUGUGCAUGUAAAUGAACUCUUUUAUCUCCUGUUGCUCAGGAUUUUUAUUCCCGUCUGUAUGCAUACCACGUUUUUUUUAGAUUUUUGCCGGCAUGAUGUUACUGAUGUGAAAUGUCUACAGGUUUUGUUUGAUGAUUUUUCAAAUCUAAGAUCAUUAUAGCUGCUUUAAAUUGCCUUAUAAGAUAGUACAUGAACUUUAAAGUUAUUUGCUAUGAGCUGGAUAUAAUAAACAUCUUAGAUCUUGAUGGUUGGCUGCUAAAGUCUUUAUCAAGUCUCUUGCACACCUGACAGGAAAUGCUUAGUGACAGGUAUGUAGAUAAAAAGGAUAAUGUAAAACAUCAAAUAUUUUUUUAUAUUUGAUGUUUUUCAAAUUCUCUGUCUUUACUGAGCACCAGCUGCACUUUCAACACCAUGUUUUGAGAUCAUGCAGUUGCACACAUUUACACAGGGACUUUCCCAGUCACCUGCAUGGAAAACUCACUAGGACUAGAAUAAUUCACUUUCCCCACCCAGUUUCUGAACUGCUCUGGGGAUUUGAACCAGUGUCCUCUGGGUCACAAGCCUGAUGGUGGUGUGGGUUAUAUUAAACCAGCAUUAUUUGUACAAUCUUUUAGUGAAUUUAGGAUGUGCUGUGUUCGUUUCAUAUGGGAAAAACUCCCCUUGACCAGUAAAAUCAAUGAUUUAGACAUGUCAAAAGCUGCCAAAAACUCCUGUGUUUGAAGUUUCCAAUUCAAUAAAUUCAGUUCAACACAACUUGACUAACCCCAGAGAAGUAAUUCAUUUUGGGACGACAGUGUACGAGACACAGACAUAAACAGUCCCACUGUUUCUUGAGACUGGUUGCUCCUGGUCAGCUGUAUGCACAUCUGCAGGGAGUGGUAGGACUUGAUCUGUUACAAAACUCCAACAUUACAACAUCAGCUUUCUCAAAACCCAGUAAGCAUCUGUAUCCUGUCAUGCCAUUUCAUGAGCUGUGAUGGCAAAAUAGGUCAGAAGAGCUUUUUGUUUUAUUUGAAAUACAUCAGUCCAUGAAACUAAAAAUAAUUAACUUGACUGUAAGAUGUUAAUCUCAGAAUUCGGGACGCAGAAGAAAUCGUAGUCCAUCACCAAACCCAGACUUCCUCAAUAGUAUUUAUGUCCUGAGGGAUAAAGUUAAAAGCAUUUUCAGGUACCAAAGCUCACAUGUACCGAAUUUCAAAGACGACCUGAA